AUCGCCAAACAUGGUCCAAGAAGAUGAGCAGUACAUUCUAUACGGAGGCCCCGAUCCGGUGGAUUUGUUGCAGGAUGGAUCACUUGGUGAAAUGAUGGUGAAUGAAUUUCUGGCAAGACCGCAAAAUAUCGCACUGAUUGACCCCGUAACGGAGGUGCAGUUAACCUAUCAACAGAUGCAUGACCAAUCGUCGAAGGUUGCAGCCGGUUUAAUGCGACUAGGAGUUCAAAAAACAGACCGCGUUGCGAUCAUCAGCGACAAUUGUCUGGAGUUUUGUGUUGCAAAAACUGGUUCAAUAUUGGCUGCCAUUCCGGUUGCCCUUUUGAACCCAGCCUACGUGGAAGCUGAGCUCGAGCAUGCGAUCAAUCUUUCUAAGCCAAAGGUUGUUUUCGUUUCUUCCAAUGUACUGGAGAAGAUGGUUAUGACGUUCAGAAAGUUGAAACUACCGGCGAAAAUGAUAGUUUUCGGAGAUCAUCCGAAAGUCUCCAGCUUCCCCGAGGUGAUGACAUUCUCUCAGAUGAUGAAUGCAGAGUCUUCACCUGCCAAGUUUACUUCCGCAAAAGUUGACACCAAAUCGCAUGUGGCCAUCAUUGUUUUGUCUUCCGGUACAACUGGCCUUCCGAAAGGCGUCGAACUUACACACCUCAAUAUAAUGACUACCGUAGCACACUCGAAGGAAACCCGUAAAAUGAUCGAUGAAUUACCGGACCAACUGAUGGCUCUCGCAGUUACCCCGCUGUUCCAUGCGAUGGCAGCUGUCAGUAUGAUAAACAUGCUCACCAACGACUGCUGCUGCGUUGUAAUGACCAAGUUCGACGUUCAUUUGUUUUUAAACAGCAUUCAAAAGUACAAAGUAAAUUUAAUGACCGUACCACCUCCGGUGUUGGUGUUCCUUGCAAAACAUCCCAUUGUAGACAACUACGAUCUGUCCUCUCUGAUGACACUGAUAUGUGGUGCUGCGCCACUGAGCAAAGAAAUCGAAGAUCAAGUGCGGGAACGGAUUGGAGUAGCCUUUAUUCGGCAGGGAUACGGUAUGAGUGAAACAACGCUGGGGGUGUUGAUGCAGACCGGAUUCGAAAACAAGGCGGGAUGUGUGGGUCAAAUUCGAAUGGGCCAGUGGGUCAAGGUGAUUGAUCCGGAAACGGGCAAAAUUCUAGGACCCAAUCAACGUGGAGAGCUAUGCUUCAAGGGAUCGCUGAUGAUGAAAGGCUAUGUCGGAGAACCAGACGUCCUGGAUGAGGAUGGUUGGUUGCAUACAGGAGACGUCGGGUAUUUCGACGAGGAGCAUGAUUUCUUCAUCGUCGAUCGGUUGAAAGAACUCAUCAAGUACAAAGGAUUUCAGGUUCCUCCGGCCGAACUGGAGGCCAUCCUGCUGAAGCACCCCAAGGUGCAGGAUGCCGCUGUUAUAGGAGUACCGGAUGAACGUGCGGGUGAACUGGCGACGGCGUUUGUCGUGAAGGAAGCGGGCGAAGAAGUGAGUGCUGAUGAAAUCGUUGAUUACGUAACUAGUCAGGUGUCGCCACAAAAGCGUUUGUAUGGUGGAGUUCGGUUCAUCGAUGAAAUCCCCAGGACAAUCAGUGGCAAGAUAUUACGCCGACAGCUUCGGGAGAUUAUUCAGAGUACCAGGUCGAAGCUGUAA
Molecule: messenger RNA, 1639 nt
Organism: Sabethes cyaneus
Lineage: Eukaryota; Metazoa; Arthropoda; Insecta; Diptera; Culicidae
Exons: 3
Coding region: 11-1639 (542 amino acids)
Biological process (GO): fatty-acyl-CoA biosynthetic process; long-chain fatty acid metabolic process
Molecular function (GO): long-chain fatty acid-CoA ligase activity
Source: RefSeq, a predicted model, not a curated record